AUGUUCUCCCUCCAAGGCCACACCGCCCUCGUCACCGGCGGAACGCGGGGCAUCGGCCAGGCCGUCGCGCUGGGCCUCGCCGAGGCCGGCGCCGACAUCCUCCUCGUCCAGGGUGGACAGCGAGACGAGUCCAACACGCAGACCCAGAGGGCCAUCCAGCAGCUCGGCCGCAAGGCCACAAUCUACACCGCGGACCUCUCCUCGCGCGACGACGUCGCCGCCCUCGUGCCCAGGGUGCUCGCCGACGGCCACGAGGUGCGCGUCCUGGUCAACUGCGCCGGCAUCCAGCGCCGGCACCCCUGCGAGUCCUUCCCCGACGCCGACUGGGACGAGGUGCUGCAGGUGAACCUCAACGUCGUCUUCCGCCUCUGCCGCGACGUCGGCGCGCACAUGCUGCGGCUCGAGCCCUGCGCCGCCACGGGCCGCAGGGCCAGCAUCGUCAACUUCGCCAGCCUGCUCAGCUUCCAGGGCGGGCUGACGGUGCCCGCCUACGCGGCGUCCAAGGGCGCCGUCGCGCAGCUGACCAAGGCCCUCGCCAACGAGUGGACGGCCCGCGGGGUCAACGUCAACGCCAUCGCGCCCGGCUACGUGGCCACCGACAUGAACGAGGCGCUGCUGGGCAACCCGGAGCGCCUGGCGCAGCUCGACGCGCGCAUCCCCGCCGGCAAGUGGGGGCAGCCCGAGGACUUCAAGGGCUCGGCGGUGUUCCUGUGCAGCAAGGCGAGCGCGUACGUGGCCGGGCAUGUGCUGGUUGUCGACGGGGGGUGGAUGGGGCGGUAG
Thyridium curvatum is the source of this 780-nucleotide messenger RNA. RefSeq lists its product as uncharacterized. Lineage: Eukaryota; Fungi; Ascomycota; Sordariomycetes; Thyridiales; Thyridiaceae. Gene Ontology annotation, molecular function: oxidoreductase activity, acting on the CH-OH group of donors, NAD or NADP as acceptor. Bases 1 to 780 code for a protein of 259 amino acids. The record is from RefSeq and is a predicted model, not a curated record. The transcript has 2 exons.